Messenger RNA from Coprinopsis cinerea okayama7#130, 1613 nucleotides. RefSeq lists its product as hypothetical. NCBI's taxonomy places the organism in Eukaryota, Fungi, Basidiomycota, Agaricomycetes, Agaricales, Psathyrellaceae. Bases 165 to 1613 code for a protein of 482 amino acids. The record is from RefSeq and is a predicted model, not a curated record. The transcript has 3 exons.
CAUUCGUUUGAUCACCCAACUUGUUCAAUCUUCAUCUACUCUCCAAUUCCAUCUUCCUUCACGACUUUCUUUCAUUGACGUCCACUUCACUUGAACUUCCUUCAUUGGCCUUUACACCUUUUUCUACUUUAUGAACUCGACUUAACCUCGACUCUCGACUCAGCAUGGCCUCCACUACCCGAACACCGUCCACUCUUUUCCACCGCCUUUCCUUCGUGCUUUACGGUUAUUUCUUCUUGGUGCUGGUCUCCGAGGCAUUCGUCGGUGUUCGGGCCUCAAGAUACCCUGGCUGGAAAGAGAAGAAUAUCACUGUCGAAGAGAACGAUCCCCGAAUCUGGUACUCACCUGGCUGGGAGAGGAUGACUGUGUACGACGAGAGGGACCAUGGGGGAUACCACAUGCUGUCUUCUUACGACAAUAACGCCUACGCAACGUUUAGAUUUAAUGGCACAGCGUUUUACUACCUCUCCGCGAAAUGGCCUCACCGCGUCGCAGCAACGCUCUCGCUCGAUGGCGGCCCCCCGAUCCAAGUCGACCUUCAAGACCAUUAUAGCCCGUGGGAUGAAGGUGCUCGACCUACCAUUUGGUGCGACGUUGUUGCUUCCCAGACGAAUCUCGACCCCGACUAUGAGCACGAACUUCGUGUUUACUCGCGACCCGGCGAGCCGUACCUUGUAUUGGAUGCAAUCAUGUAUACCGCCUUGGAAAGGAGUACCAGCGAGCCUGAAGUGCUUCCUCCUAUUCCCGGCGACGAUGGGGGAAAUAUGCUUGCAAUGGCCUUGGGGAUCGGUAUCGGCGUCGGCGCCUGUCUAAUCCUCAUCCUCAUUUUCGUCCUCAUCUGGCUCAAACGGCGCCGCCAAGAGCGCAUGCGCAAACGUCAAAUCAUCGACUUCGCCCCUCACAGAACCUUCGACCCUUCUCCCACCAGCAGCCGGAUCAUAGAUAAGCCCGACAUUGAGGAAAGUCUACCCUCGCCGUGGGCCACUGGGAGGAUUCCAGGUUUCGUGAUGCACCAGCCGCAACGCUCUGAAUCGCUCGACUCUAUGUAUUCGUCGAGGACUGGGGUCUCCGGUACGCCUUCGCCGAUCGCAGGUGGUGUGAGGGAGAGAAUGGACAUAACACUUCCUGUCAAUCCCCUCCCGGCUCUUCUCAGUAACCCGCCUCCUCCAGUGUCUCUGCGACCGGCCACAGGCUCUCCUGCUCCGCAAAUCCGCCAAGUUCGGGUCUCUCAUCCCACCCUCACCAGUACCGGCCUCCCACCUACUCCUACUUCCUCGUCUCCCAGCCCUCCCGGCCCUGCUCCUGCGUCAACCACGACGAUUGUAGAUGAGCCCGUUCCGAUGAGGCUGUACGACGACUCGCCUCCUGCUUAUCCCUUCUCCCACUUGUCUCGGAUGUCACGUCAAACGGCCGCUCCGCGCUACUCAACGGUCGAGGCUGAGGCACCCCCUGUACCGAGGAGAAGCUCGACUGCUAAGCCCAAACCAGUCGUCUUAACGCACGAGCGCCCGAGGAGGAAUGGCAAUCGCGAUGCGGGUCCGAGUCAGUACUUUGGGUCUCCUCCUCGGGACGGACUUGUUAACUCUGUGACACCUCAUGGGGAUGGGAUGUAA